AUGGAAUGAAAAAUGCCGAUUUAAUAUAAGUAAUUUACAGAUACAAGAGCCAAACUAUGGAAUGAGGAAGGUUAAAAGUUUUUACACUACGCUAGAACUACGUAAUGGCAAGCACGUCGUUAACUUCCCGGAAGAGAAGAUAAUUUGUGGCAUUAAUUUGACAAGUAUAACAAAUAAAGCAACCAAAAUAAAGUUGAUCAUCACAGACAGCGAUGAGGAGACUUUAACUAUUGACUUUUCCAAUGACACCAGUAUGCAAUGGUUUAAAACAUGCUUAAGAGCAAAAAAAAUAACAUUUAACGUUUCUGGUUGGAAAAAUAAAAGAAAUCUAACUAUGUAUCAACUUGCAGAUGACGCGUUGUUAAUGGUUGAUCGUAUCGCCGUUUUAGGAUUUUAUCACAGGGAGGAACCCAAAGUAAGUAAGUGGGAAUUUCUGAACCACUACCCACUGGAAGAAGUGUUGAACAUCAUGAGACCAGUGCUGCAAAAAGCUAAGUCUGCAGGUGAGGUGGCAGUUCGGAACCUCUCGUCAAGUAUCCGUAAGAAAGAAAGUGCAACUGACUACCGGAAGUCAUCAAAAGGAAUAGGAAUUCUGGGAGGUUGUCUUCUUGGAUUAGUUUUCAUGAUCAUCUUCGUGUCUGAUGUAUUCAUUAUCAAAGCCCACUUGAAAGCCAUGUAUCGCAAUGUUUUAAGACUAUUUAGACCAUCGCCCAUUGUGCAUAUUUACAAAUAAGUUGAUUGAUAAAUGCAUGUGAAGAAAUUUAAUGUUCUAAACUAGGAAUGGCUAAAUAAAAUUUCAAGUUGAAAUACUAUAAUAAAAAAGAUUUAACAGCAUGAUAGAUUAUCUUUCUUUCGUCAUGUCAACAUCAACAGUGCUUUCAGUGGUGUUAUAUAAAGGAAAAUAUUUGCAAUU
This is a messenger RNA of Saccostrea cuccullata (small rock oyster), 913 nucleotides long. RefSeq lists its product as uncharacterized. The record is from RefSeq and is a predicted model, not a curated record. The transcript has 7 exons. The coding region runs from base 62 to 733 and encodes 223 amino acids. NCBI's taxonomy places the organism in Eukaryota, Metazoa, Mollusca, Bivalvia, Ostreida, Ostreidae.